Messenger RNA from Magnolia sinica, 1306 nucleotides. RefSeq names its product pectinesterase 2-like. The coding region runs from base 288 to 1199 and encodes 303 amino acids. The transcript has a single exon. Gene Ontology annotation, biological process: cell wall modification. Lineage: Eukaryota; Viridiplantae; Streptophyta; Magnoliopsida; Magnoliales; Magnoliaceae. The record is from RefSeq and is a predicted model, not a curated record. Gene Ontology annotation, molecular function: pectinesterase activity; pectinesterase inhibitor activity.
UGGCCAAUGAGACCAGGUAGCACUUGGAUUUCUUAUGCUUUCAAUAUAGACAAUUCACAAUUAUAAUUUAUAAGUAACUUAUAUAUUGAUCAGGUUCAAGUCGGGUCCGGCAACUCGAGACCUCAACCCGAGCCUGACCCAAGUUUAAUCAGGUUGGUGUUUAUAUAGCCCAAGCUCGAGACCAAACCCGAUACAUGCUGCCCGAGCCCAACCCAAUGUCGGGUGAAUCACGGGUCGGCUGGGUUGAACCCGCCCGACUUUCAGCCCUAAAUUGAUCAGUUCUCUACAUGCUUGUGGGAACCUUCAAACCGUUUGUUUUGAAUAGCAACACCCACGAAAAAAAAGGAGACUUAAUCAUCUACAACCGUUCAGGUGAUCACUCUAAAGUUAUAAAGCCACAAAAAGAAAUGGGUUGUAGCCUACAACUGGUUGUAGGUUAUCACUCUAAAAGAAUUCAAAUUCCCACCAUAAUUCAUGCUCUUGAAAUUAAACUAAUCCUCUUCUCAGUGGUAAUCGCCGACGGUUUCAUCGCCCGAGACAUGACAUUCCAAAACACGGCCGGCCCGCAGAUGCAUCAAGCAGUCGCACUUCGCUCAAGCUCGGACCACUCAAUAUUCUAUCGCUGCAGCUUUAAGGGAUACCAAGACACCUUAUAUGUACACUCCCAACGCCAAUUCUAUCGCGACUGUGACAUUUACGGGACCAUUGAUUUUAUAUUUGGAUAUGCUGCUGCAAUAUUUCAAAACUGUAAUAUAUACGUUAGACGGCCCAUGAUCUAUCAACAGAACAGUGUUACAGCCCAUGGAAGAUCUGACCCAAAUGAGAAUACUGGGAUCGUUAUCCACCAUUCACGUAUUGUGGCUGCACCGGACUUGUGGCCGGCACAAGGCUCGUUCAAGACAUUCCUUGGUAGGCCGUGGAUGAAUUACUCAAGGACGGUUAUUAUGAAGACUUAUAUCGGUAGCUUGAUCGAUCCGGCCGGAUGGGUGGAAUGGAUUGGAGAUUUUGGUUUAAGUACUCUAUACUUUGGAGAGUACAUGAACAGAGGUGGCGGGGCUCAUACUGGCAGACGGGUGAAAUGGCCUGGUUAUCACAUUCUCGUGACUGCGGCGGAGGCUAGAAACUUCAGUGCGAGAAGCUUUUUGCAUGGGGAUGGGUGGAUUCCGGCGACAGGCGUCCCCUACAUUUCCGGCCUUUGAGAGAAUUUGGUCCCUUUGUACUCACGUUUUUGUGUUUUCCAUGUAUUUGUAAGUGUUAUAAAAUAUUGAUUUUAAAUAUAUUUUAAUAAUAAAAGAAAUAUAUAAUA